AUGCCCAAGGCCGAUAUAAGUUUCGAUCAAAUCACAAAGUCUCUCGAGGCUGUUCCAGAUGGAGAGAUAUUCGCCAUGGUGUCAACUCUUGGCAGCAAUUUGAUGCAUGCUCCAGUGACCACCCCUGAGAACGUCUACACCAAACGUCCUACUCCACAAAUUGGCCACAUUUCGGAUUUCUUGGUUGCAGAAGCUGAGGUUCUAGAGCUGCUCCGGCAGUAUUCUCACCAAAACAUAUUCCGGUAUCACUGUUGCCAAAUUGUUCGCGAGCACUUCAUUGGACCUGUUCUGGACAUAUACUCGCACGACUUGGAAACUUUUGUUCAGGAUAAAGUUGGAUCUAUCAGUCAUGGUCCAUUUAUGGCUGCUCUCGAGUCUGCUAUCAAACAUCUGCACUCGCACGGACUGGCCCAUAAUAAUCUGACAUCCUCCAAUAUAAUGGUAAAUAAAGAGGGUAUUCCCGUCUUGAUUGAUUUUGGUGAAUGCCAGCCUAUCGGAUCUCACCUGAAGUAUAUCCGUGGCACUCCAGGGUGGAAUAUUGGAGAAUAA
Molecule: messenger RNA, 549 nt
Organism: Penicillium soppii
Lineage: Eukaryota; Fungi; Ascomycota; Eurotiomycetes; Eurotiales; Aspergillaceae
Exons: 2
Coding region: 1-549 (182 amino acids)
Biological process (GO): protein phosphorylation
Molecular function (GO): protein kinase activity; ATP binding
Source: RefSeq, a predicted model, not a curated record